Molecule: messenger RNA, 1562 nt
Organism: Ipomoea nil (Japanese morning glory)
Lineage: Eukaryota; Viridiplantae; Streptophyta; Magnoliopsida; Solanales; Convolvulaceae
Product: rhodanese-like domain-containing protein 7
Exons: 5
Coding region: 21-1451 (476 amino acids)
Source: RefSeq, a predicted model, not a curated record
ACAUCAUAGGCAAGAAAUGGAUGGAGAUGGAAGCGACCGUCACCGUCUCAAUGCAAGCGGUUAUCCCUUCCUUUAGGAGAACGGCGUCAGUGGCGGCGCUGAGAAUGAUGUCCACAUCCUCAACUAUUUCCCCAAACCCUAACCCUAUCCUCCGCCGUCCCGCCAUGAAAUCCACCUCGGAACCACCAUCAGCGGCGGCGCUAAGCUUCCCUUUCUUUUCCAAUCCCAAAAUCGCUCUCUCCACCGCAGCUCAAAAUGCUACUAUCUCCAAAUGCUUCGCUUCUACACCUGCCACGAAUUCUAUUCCCAUUCCGCCGGCGGCCGAAUUGGGAAAUGAAGAGUCCGACUCCACCAGCACGGAGCCUAAGCUGGUGGUUGUUUCCUUCUAUAAGUUUGCGGAUUUUCCCGACCACGCCGAGCUUAGGAAGCCAUUGAAGGAGCUCUGUGAGCAACUGCUCGUGUCAGGUGGUAUUAUUCUUGCACCAGAAGGAAUAAAUGGCAGCGUAUGUGGCACCCGGGAAUCAGUGGAAGAGGUUCUUGCAUUCAUUCAACGUGAUGACCGCCUAAAGGGACUUAGACGGGUGGAGUCACCAGUGAGUCCUGAGGAAGAGGCUAUUCAUCAAGGACAUACGAGCAGCUCCCCUCUUGCUGCUGGUGAAGAUGCUCCGUUUCGAUGGGAUCAUGUUAGGGUUAAGCUGAAGAAAGAGAUAGUCACGCUUGGCAUGCCAUCCGUCUCGCCAAUUGAAAGAGUUGGCAAAUACAUUAAGCCAAAGGAUUGGAAUGCGUUGAUAAGUGAUCCAGAUGUUGUUGUUAUUGAUGUGCGCAAUGACUAUGAAACGAGAAUUGGGAAGUUCAAAGGUGCAGUAGAUCCAUGUACCGCUGCAUUCCGGGAUUUCCCAACCUGGGUUGAGGAUCGCUUUGAACUUGGAGAGUCGGAAAAUCAGAUGCAUUCAGAAAAGCAAGUUACGGAAAUGGAAAAGAAACCACUGCCCAAAGUGGCAAUGUACUGCACGGGUGGGAUUCGCUGUGAGAAAGCUUCAAGUUUGCUCCUAAGGAACGGGUUUGAAGAGGUUUAUCAUCUGGAAGGAGGGAUUUUGAAGUAUCUCGAGGAAGUUCCCGAGACAGAGAGCCUCUGGGAGGGGGAAUGCUUUGUGUUUGAUAAACGCGUUUCAGUUGAACAUGGUUUGGCCCAAGGCACAUUCAAGCUUUGCUAUGGCUGCAAGCAACCGGUGAGCGAUGCAGACAUGGAGGCUCCAGAGUGGGAGUACGGUGUCUCCUGUCCAUACUGUUUCUCGUCGAAAUCUGAAGAAGAGAAAGAGCGAGCCAGAGCUCGUCAAAGGCAGUUCGAGAGAUGGGGCAUUAUCGGUGGUCCAGACAAGGGUCGAAAACCAGCAAAGAUCAUGGAAGAGAGCAAGCAGCACAGCCCUGCCCAGAUGUCAAGGUCCCUUUAACUUCUUCUCCCUUAUAUAGAACUUGUUUUAAUCUUAUUGAAGUUAUUAUGAUAUGAAUAGGGAAAAAAAAAAAGGAUCUUCCCUGACAUGAUAACACCUUUCAUUUGAUUC